Molecule: messenger RNA, 2518 nt
Organism: Vigna unguiculata (cowpea)
Lineage: Eukaryota; Viridiplantae; Streptophyta; Magnoliopsida; Fabales; Fabaceae
Product: ARID/BRIGHT DNA-binding, ELM2 domain and myb-like DNA-binding domain-containing protein
Molecular function (GO): DNA binding
Source: RefSeq, a predicted model, not a curated record
GUAAGUUCCUCCAAUGUUUCAAAGAGGAGGAAGGUAAGGCAAACACAGCCCUGAGAUAAGAGGGGGCUUUGAUUUCUCUAAUUUGCCCCUUGGUCAUUGUCUUCAGCUUCUCAAGCUCUGUCCUUCUAUGGUGGGUUUCUUCUGCAGCUUCUCCAGAUUUUACCACUGAUCAAUGCUCCAUAUUCUCAGGUUUCAGGUUUCAUCUUUGAUCUUGUCUCUCGCCUUUGCCUUUCAUAUGAUUAUGGGAUGCCUUAACAGCCAGCCAAAGACUUGAUCACCAGCCUGGUUGUGUGAUCAAAGCUUAGAAGAUGGCAACCUAGGAUCGUUUUUGUGUAUUUUCCAUACCUUUGAUUGUUAGCCUUGAGAUAUCAAGCAUUGAAGUAGGGAAUUGAAGUUCAUGGAAGAAUGGUCAACAUUCUCAAAUGGGCCUUCUUUAGAUUCCCUUGGAGUUAAAACAGCUGGUGAAUUUCUUGGAAAUGGUUGUCGUCUUGGAGAUGGUCAUGUUGAUAAUGGUGCUCCUCAUGGUAAACUUUCGCAAAAAUAUCUGUUCUAUCAACUUUACCCUCUUUAUCUGAAGGAUAAUUGUUCCCAAGCUGGUGCUCGGCCUUUACUGGUUUUGGUUGAUGGACAACAGCUCGAUUUGUAUAAACUCUUCUCCCUUGUGAAGGAAAGGGGUGGAUAUGCUGAGGUGUCGAAAAAUGGAUUGUGGGGUUCUGUGACCAAAGAAUUGGGUUUGAACCUUGAAGUUUACUCGCCAGUGAAAUUAGUGUACGAUAAGUAUCUGAAUGAUUUUGAAAGGUGGCUGAAGAAAAUUUUUGAAGAGAAGAUUUUAAAAAAUGGGAAUCAUGGGUGUGAUUGGGGUUUGGAGUGGUUGCCAUUGGAUAUAGAGAAAGAGUUCAGAGGCCUGUUAUGUCUAAAUACAAAGAACAAAGCCGAUGAUGAACUUUUCAAGUCAAAAUCAAAUAAAAAAAAGAAAAACACUGAUUUGGUUAACCACAGUAAUGGUAAUAAUCCAUUGGACACCAAAGAUCAAAAUAAUAAACCUGAGGAUGUCCAACACAUUGAAGGUGACAAUAAUGAAAAAUCCAGUAAUGGAAUUAAGGACAAUCCUGCAACCUUGGGUGCAGAAUGUGCUGACAAGGAGUGUAACCCUCUCAAACGCAAACGGGAUGCAUUCUCAGGCAUGCUAAACUGGAUGAAGAAUAUUGCAAAACAUCCUCUUUAUCCUUUAACUCAACCGAUACCAAAACCAUCAAAGUGGAAGGAGUAUAAAGGCCGGGACUUUUUUGGACAAUUUCUGAAGGCAAGAAAGCUUCUGUCACUGAGAAAGCAUGAAGAACCAAACAGUGGAUUGUCUUCUUUGCAGAAGCAGAAGAUGCAUCCUGCCAUGUUCGAGGAUCCUGUUGCUCUCGAUCGCCUUGCUACAGGAAAAUCAAGAUGCAGGGAAAGGCUGCCUUCCUCUGUUAAAUCUCGGUCAUGCUCUUGCUGCAAUCCAUGUUCUCACAAUGGAAAUACAUUGGCAGAAAAUUGUCCUCACGAGAAAACAACUGAAACUAUAGAUGUAUUGACUGAAAAAGAAAACGGUGAAUCAUCUGGGGACGAGUCUCAUGAAAAGCAAGUAUCUGUAGGCCCUCGUUUUCAAGCUGAAAUCCCUGAAUGGACUGGUGUAGCUUCCGAUAGUGACUCUAAAUGGCUGGGAACACGAGUAUGGUCUUGGAAACAUGGCACAGAACCUGCUACUACUGAAACAGAUGUUGGAAGGGGAAGACAAGAGAAGUGUAGCUGCGAACAUCAAGGUUCUGUUGCGUGUGUUAGAUUACAUAUCGCUGAAAAUAGGAUGAAAGUGAAGCUUGAAUUGGGUUCUGAAUUUUACCAUUGGGGAUUUGAUCGAAUGGGUGAGGAAGUUUCACUUCAAUGGACAACUGUAGAAGAAAAGAGAUUUAAGGAUAUCAUGAGAUCAAAUGUUCCCUCUAAAAUUAAAUAUUUUUGGAACAAUGUAUGCAAAUACUUUCCAAACAGGACAAGAAGACAGUUGGUGAGCUAUUAUUUCAAUGUCUUUCUCAUUCAACUAAGAACCUAUCAGAAUCGGGCGACCCCAAAGAAUAUUGAUAGCGAUGAUGAAGUAGAGUUCGGCUGUUUGAGCAAAGGUUUUGGAAUGGAAGCUGUCGAGGGUCCUGGUGAUGAUGAUUUCCUGGAGUGUGCUCUGAGCGAGCAGUACAUUGAUUUUGAUUAGACAAGAUUAGUGUAAAUUUGAUAAUUGGAUCUGAGCUACUUUGUGCUCGAGAAAGUUUUUUCCUGAGUCAGACUUGUAUAAGACAAACUUGUAUAAAACUCUUCCUCCAUGAUCACUGGUGAAUGCUUUUCUCAUACUAGCAAUUUUUUUGUACACUAUAGGGAGGUAGAUAGAGAGAAAAGAACCAGGUUGUGGAGUUUUUAGUUUUGGAACUUGGAAGCAAAUAUGGACAUGUGCUCCUGUCAUUUCUACUCAUAAUGAAGAACUUGCUGAGACUGAUAUUAA